Messenger RNA from Drosophila montana, 1453 nucleotides. Its product is annotated as sperm equatorial segment protein 1-like. The transcript is spliced from 2 exons. The coding region runs from base 677 to 1417 and encodes 246 amino acids. The record is from RefSeq and is a predicted model, not a curated record. NCBI's taxonomy places the organism in Eukaryota, Metazoa, Arthropoda, Insecta, Diptera, Drosophilidae.
UAAAUUUUGUGCUGUUAAACAAGUGUCCAUCACAAGUUCCGCUGUCACCGCCCACUGGUUCGCGUCCUGUGCGUGCCCUUUUCGCAAGCUACGCUUAUACGGCUGUUAAUAUGACCUUUACAUUAACAUUGCGCUGUUAACCGAAGUGCUGCCGUUCACUGAUUCCGAGUCCUGUGCGUGCGCGUGUGCUGCCCUUAUUUUAGGGUGUGUUCCGUACAGCAGCAGCUGUGGACCUUUGUGCGUGUAUGUCUGUGUGCGUGCGUGUGUGUGUGACCCAGUUGAGUGCUAGCCGUGGCCUAUAGCGCCCUGCCCAGGCCGUUUGCAUUAAACAUUGAAAAGUGCUUUAAUUUGCUAAUUUAUUUAUGUCAAAAGCGAAAAAAAAAAAAUUGCGUUCAAGUGCGUGUGAAACGAUUUACGUUAUAUGAUAUAGGGAGAGGAAGCUUAAGGAGUGGUUUUUUACAGCAACUUUCUUUUCCGUUUGCGGCUUUCGUCAUACGCCUAACCAAUUCUUGUAUGGCUGCUUGACGUUGUUUUCCCUGUUGUUGCUGUCGUAAACGAGAAUGAGUUAAAAGAGUAAAGACACGGAAAUUGCAUAAUCUUAAUGUGAUACCCACCUCUAAAUCGUUCAUCUACUACUUUAAGUACGCCAAGAACCAACCAAACGCGAGCCGCAAAAAUGUUCUCAUGUUGUCGUGCAAAUCCAAAAGCAGCCAAAAAGGACAAGGACAAGGACAAUCAGAGUAAAAUCGAAGCUGAAACAAACGAACCAGCGAUUGAGGAGGAGCUCAAACCGAAUGGCAAUGUCUCAGUGCCAGAGCCUGAACCAGAACCAGCUCCAGUAGACAAAACCGAACCCGCACCCGAACCCGAACCGGAGCCAGCAGAGGCUGUUAAUGUUGAGCCCCCAACUGCCCUUGACAUAGAAGCCAUCGACGCAGCAGACGUCUCGCCAACGCUACGUUCGACGCACUCAUCCACAUCCACAGCAGCGCCCGCAUCGAUGACCAGCGCCACGGAGGAUGAGCCGGCACCGCAGCAGCAGCAGGAGGCGUUGCCGCCGGCAGCCCAUGCGCCGCCCACAAGGAGCUGCCUCUCGCGGCACAAUUCAACGCAUCAUUCGAUCAAGAAGAAGGUGAACAUUAGCACACGGGCCGAGAUCAUUGAGCCGCUGCUGCUGCUGGCCAAUCACAAUAACAACAACAGCUCGCUGGCGGAUGACGAUGAGGUCUUCUCGGACUCGCUGCCGCCGCCCAAGCGGGAGAGCAUGUGCGCGCCGUACAUUGAGGGUGAACAGCUGCCGGCCGGAACCCUGGCUCUGGCCCACGGACUGCCCGCCUGGUUUGACGACGAGCGACUCAAUGAGAUGUACGCGUUCUCUUUCGUUAAAACCCGAAAAAAAAAUUCCCAACCAGUUUAAAAACUCUCUCUUCUCUCUCUCUCUCUAUUGUUGUUG